UGAUUGACAAACGAAACAGCUGUAAAAACAUUGUAGAAAUUUGAUUACAAGUCUAUUAAAAAAGAAAUCCACAAGCUGAAAACUGAAUAUCUUAUUCCCACUUUCCUAUUCCCUUUACAAAAUACAACACUUACAAUGUGUCUGUUAAAAUAAUUAACAAUUUAAAGUUUCUGUUCUUUAUAAAAUGGUUUUUCAAAAUACCGGGAAAUAUAGAGCCGAUAAGGAUGCAAACAAAAAGGAUGCAGGAUUCUCAUCUGGACCAAGGGAAGAAUCUUCUGAAUCACGGAUUCGUGUGACUUUGGAUAACGACAGGAUAGAUUCUAAGUAUGGAUUUGAUAGGGUGCGAGAUACCAAAGAGCGUACAGGUUACCUGAUUAACAUGCACACUGCGGAAGUGUUAGAUGAAGACAAAAGGUUAGUUGCAGCCAUGGACUACUAUUUCAUAGAGAUGGAUGGUUCCAGGUUCAAAGUGUCAAUGACGUUUAACCCCUAUUUUCUGGUGCUACCAAGGAAGGAAUGUGAAAAGGAAGUUGUUCAAUACUUGUCCAAAAAGUUUGCAGGCAACCUUAAUAAGAUUGAAAUUAUUGAGAAGGAAGACUUGGAUUUGCUUAACCAUCUCUCUGGCAUAAGACAGCGUUACAUUAAGUUGUCAUUCAUAUCACAGAACGAGAUGAUGAAAGUGAGAAGGGAAAUAUUGACCGCCGUAAACAAAAAUAAGGAAAGAGAGAAAAAAGAUGCAAUAUAUUCUGAAAUGUUGACAAACGCUCUGACAAGUGCUGCUGCAAUCGAACAUGCUAAGAAAACAACUGAUCAUAUGGAUAAUGUCUUAGAUAUAAGGGAACACGAUGUACCAUACCAUGUGCGAGUAUCAAUAGACAUGAAGAUUUUCUGUGGUACAUGGUACACUGUUAAAAGCAGAGGCACAGAAACACCCGUAUUCACAAAGAGAGAUGACAUCAUAGAAAGACCGGACCCUAUAGUCUUAGCGUUUGAUAUUGAAACCACAAAACUGCCAUUGAAAUUUCCGGAUUCGCAGACUGAUCAAAUCAUGAUGAUAUCGUACAUGAUAGACGCGCAGGGUUACCUGAUCACAAAUAGAGAGAUUAUAUCGGUUGAUGUUGAGGAUUUUGAGUAUACACCCAAACCGGAGUUCGAAGGACAAUUCAUAAUUUUCAAUGAACCGAAUGAAUUGGCGUUGAUACAAAAGUUUUUUGAUCACAUCAUGGAUGUGAAACCCCAUAUUUUUGUUACAUACAAUGGUGACUUUUUCGACUGGCCAUUCGUAGAAGCGCGAGCGGCGAUCCUCGGUCUAGAUAUGAAGCUUGAGAUAGGCUUCAGUAAGAUUGUCUCUAGAGAUGGUACAUACGCUUGCCGACCGGCGAUGCAUAUGGAUUGUUUGUGUUGGGUAAAAAGAGAUUCGUACCUGCCGGUGGGUUCGCAAGGCCUCAAAGCUGUAGCUAAAGCAAAAUUGAGAUACGAUCCCGUGGAGUUAGACCCCGAAGACAUGUGUCGAAUGGCCGCUGAGCAACCACAGGUGUUAUCAAAUUAUUCGGUGUCCGACGCCGUGGCGACAUACUAUUUGUAUAUGAAGUAUGUUCAUCCAUUUAUAUUUGCGCUCUGCACGAUCAUUCCAUUGGAACCUGAUGAGGUACUCCGGAAAGGCUCAGGAACACUAUGCGAGUCGCUGCUCAUGGUUGAAGCCUUCCACGCGAAUAUUGUGUUUCCUAACAAGCAAGUCGAAGAACUGAACAAGUUGACUAGCGAUGGCCACGUUCUAGAAACCGAGACUUACGUCGGUGGGCACGUAGAAGCGCUCGAGUCAGGCGUAUUCCGCGCUGAUAUAAAAUGCAAGUUUCGUAUAGUGCCGUCCGCCAUAGACAAAUUGAUGGAAAACACAGACAAAACCAUGAGGCACGCGAUAGAGGUCGAGGAGGGCAUACCGUUAGACCUAGUGACAAACUUCGAAGAGGUUUGCGCGGAAAUCAAAUCGAAGUUGCAACACAUGAAGGACCAUCCAAGAAGAGAUGAAAAUCCCUUGAUCUACCAUUUGGAUGUUGGGGCUAUGUAUCCUAACAUUAUUUUGACUAACAGAUUACAGCCAUCAGCAAUGGUCAACGCAAGCGUAUGCGCAGUGUGCGACUACAACCGGCCCGGCGCCGAUUGCCAGAGACAUAUGGACUGGAUGUGGCGGGGAGACUUCCUGCCAGCAACCCGGAGUGAAUAUCAAAGAAUACAACAGCAAUUGGAAACGGAGAAGUUCCCUCCAUUGUAUCCUGGUGGGCCUCCAAGGGCAUUCCACACUUUACCUAAAGAGGACCAGGCUGCAUAUGAAAAGAAACGUCUAGCGGAUUACUGUAAAGUGGCGUAUAAGAAAACUAAAGUGACAAGGACCGAAGUGCGUACCACGACGAUAUGUCAGAAAGAGAACUCAUUCUACGUCGACACGGUCAGAGCGUUUAGGGAUCGUCGCUACGAAUACAAAGCGUUAAACAAACAGGCGAAAGCAAUGGUCGGUCAAGCGGUCGCGAGUGGUGAUGCUGCUGAAAUAAAAAUUGCAAAGAGUCGCGAAGUUUUGUAUGACUCGCUACAAUUGGCCCAUAAGUGUAUUCUAAACUCUUUCUAUGGUUACGUUAUGAGAAGAGGAGCUCGAUGGCACAGUAUGGAAAUGGCGGGCAUCGUGUGCUACACCGGCGCUAACAUCAUCAUGAAGGCGCGAGAAAUUAUUGAGCAAGUGGGACGACCACUCGAACUGGAUACAGAUGGUAUAUGGUGUAUUUUGCCUUCAUCGUUUCCCGAAAACGUCACAAUCCACACAACGCAUCAAAAGAAGAAGAAAAUUAACGUAUCGUUUCCCAAUGCAGUUCUCAACGCUAUGGUUAAGGAUCACUUCACCAACGAUCAAUACUACGAGCUCACAGAUCCAGUGGAAAAAACGUAUGAGAAACGGGCGGAGAACUCAAUUUUCUUCGAAGUAGAUGGUCCAUAUCUUGCUAUGGUGCUACCCGCCUCGAAGGAAGAAGGGAAAAAAUUAAAGAAACGAUACGCUGUGUUCAAUUUUGACGGAUCUUUGGCUGAAUUAAAAGGAUUCGAAGUAAAACGCCGUGGUGAAUUACAGCUAAUAAAGAUAUUCCAAUCGUCCGUAUUCGAAGCGUUUCUGAAAGGGAACGAUCUAAAGGCAUGUUACGGGGCAGUCGCUAAAGUGGCAGACUAUUGGCUCGAUGUUUUAUACAGCAAAGGGUCUAAUAUGCCCGAUUCGGAGUUGUUCGAAUUGAUCUCGGAAAAUAGAUCAAUGUCUAAGAAAUUGGAAGAUUACGGCGUGCAAAAGUCGACGUCGAUAUCUACCGCGAAGAGAUUGGCGGAGUUUUUGGGGGAUCAGAUGGUGAAGGACGCUGGAUUGGCUUGCAGGUUUAUAAUCUCACGGAAACCGGACGGCGCGCCUGUGACCGAGCGGGCGGUACCAUUAGCAAUCUUCCAAUCCCCAGCAGCGGUCAAGAGACAUCACCUAAGAAGAUGGCUAAAGGAUAACACUAUAAAUGAGGACAUAGACAUCAGAGAUGUGUUAGAUUGGGCGUACUAUAUUGAGAGGCUCAGCGGUGCCAUACAGAAGAUUAUCACGAUACCUGCAGCUUUGCAAGGACUUGACAACCCAGUUCCCAGAGUUCAAUACCCUGACUGGUUGCACAAGAAAAUGUUAGCAAAAAGCGACAAGUUCAAAACUAGGAAGAUCACAGAUAUGUUUUCAGCGAAAUCUAAGGAUUCCCCAUGUGAACAAAACGAAGAGGAUGUUUCCGAAAACAAUGCUUGCGCAAAUACAGAAGUAGAUAUAGAAGAUAUUGGUAAAGAAGUUUCUGAACCUGGCAUCAUCCGACCCAUAGUGCAUAGUGUUAAGCGAAAACGUGAAGAGUCACCAGUAAAAGAAGCCGCCACAUGGAGAGAGGCGUUGGGACCUCCCCCGCCUUUUGGCACUACCAAGGAAGAACGAAAGGCUUGGAUAGUUUUUCAAAAGAAGAAAUGGAUGUGGCAAAUGGAGCAACGUGGCCUUCGUAGCAAGAGCAAACGAGGUAAACCGGAUAACAAUGCACCCUUGAUGUCUAAGAAUACAGGUCCAACAAAUACUCUCGGGGGUUUCAUAAAGAGAGCGCAACGUACACUUCUAAACACGCCUUGGCAGAUUAUACAGAUAGCGGAAACAGCAGAACCAGGCUUAUUUAGAUUAUGGGCAUUAGUAGGCACGGAGUUGCACCAAAUAAAACUGACAGUGCCCCGGAUUUUCUACGUGAAUCGACGAGUUGCCCGGGACGAGGAGAACGGCCCGUACUGGCGUCGCUGCAACCGAGUGUUGCCGCGUGCGAGGCCCGCCCACCAUCUGUACCAGUACACCGUGCCAGAGUCGUUGUACAGAGAGAGAUGCCAAGAACUUAUGAGCGAACUGUCGGCACCAGAAAUCGAGGGAAUAUACGAGACACAAAUGAGUCUCGAAUUCAGAGUGCUCAUGCAACUUGGGUGUAUUUGUGCUGUCGACCCAACAGAGGCGAGACGAUUAAUUCAAUUUGGUUCAAACAACAUGGAUUCCUAUGCACUGAGUCAAUUACAGUUUAAAAGUGUUGCCCAUCAGCCGUAUUUGCCAAAACAGGACGGAGUGUCGCCUAUAAAACAUAUAUUCUUGUAUCAACACUCUGCACCAAACUCCAGCCGUAGUAUGUGGGCAUUAAUACUAGGUCCAGUGAAAAAAGCGUAUAUUUUCGUAUUAGACACUGUCAAAACAAACCAAGUGCCUAAUAUGAACACUCUGUAUACUGCCGAGCGAACUGCCAAGAUCAACCUCGGUACGGAUGAGAGUACUCUACCAGGUCAGGAACUCACUUGGGAAGUGGCAGCGGAGUCGGAAGGUCGUGCAGUAUGGCGGGGGGUUCAAAGAGCUCUGCAGAGAUACCGCGACGAAAGAUGUGGACCAACAGUUGUGGCUCUUCAGACUGCCUUAUCCCCAGCUGCUUUAAUCGCUUUGAUGCCAGGUUUGUCGGACUUCCCUCUGGUUCCGUUGCACGUGCGUGACGUAGAAACGCUGUACAAUACAUUGGAAUGGCAACGAUUGGGCGCGCGUGCGAUAGUGCGGCAUUAUCUGAAUUUGGACUCUGUGGUCGAUCUCACAGUUGAGCAAUGCAGGUAUUUCCAUUUGCCGCUUGGCAACACUGCAGCAGAUCCGACUCAGUUCGGCGCGGACCUUUUCUUUGCAAGGCACCUCGCCAAACACAAUUUUGUGCUUUGGUGCUCUAGCCUGGAGAGACCCGAUCUUGGCGGGAGAGAAAUUGACGAUAACAGGCUAGUGAGCGAGGCGGAGGAGUGGUCGGGCUGUAGCCACAGUUCGAGCGGCGCUUACGGCGGCGUCUGCGUAUCGCUGGACUGCGACGCUCUCGCUGUAUGCGCUCUGCUGCAAGCGCAUCAUAUAUUACAGGUUGAAGGAACGAGCGUAGCCACUUCGUUUGGUGCUCAACACGCCAACAUUCAGGACGUUAUGGCUUCUACAGGCGCCAACGCAACAGAGACGUACGAUGAAACAGCGCAAUGCAGUGCCGCCUUCAAGAUUCUGCGUACAAUGAUCGCGUCGUGGCUACGUGACGUAACGCUCUACAAGAACGUCUUCGCUGACUAUCAGAUAUCGCAUUUUUACAGAUGGCUAAAAACACCGACAUCGUUGCUCUACGACCCGGCUUUGCGGCGUACGUUAUACAACUUGAUGAAGAAGCUGUUUCUUAUGUUGGUGGCGGAAUUCAAGAGGCUGGGCUCGCAAAUCGUAUUCGCGGACUUCAAUAAAAUAAUACUUUUUACAAAGAAGAAUUCCGUUAUGGAUGGCAUCGGCUACGUGGAAUUCGUCGUGCAAAGUAUAAGGAAUAAAGAGUUAUUCCACGGCAUCGACAUCAGAUAUAAACAGUGCUGGUCGUAUCUUCUGUGGUUAGAUGAAGCCAACUAUGCAGGGAUUGAGGGUAAACUACCCCAAGGAUUAGUUGAAGUAGGAUCAUCCCAAGUGGCCGAUGCAACUGAAGAGCAAUCCCAGGAGGGUGAAGUAACAAUGCACUGGAACAUAGCUAACUUCAUGCCGAGUGCUGUCCGCGAGGCGUUUUACGCGGGUGUGGCGGGCUUCCUUAGCGCAGCGCAAUCGGAACCUGAGCGUCUACCCGCCCUACUGGCGGGGGAGAUCUCGCAGAAAUUAUUUCAGAUGACGGAAAAGAUAAACCGUCGUAUGCCGACCAUGAAGCUGGAAGACAUCGGUGCCCAAGCCGGUUUACGUGCGGACGCGUUACAAGGGAUCACUCCUGCUUUGCUGUUUGUGAACGCGCUAUGUAAAGUGUUGGCACUAGACCAGCAAUUAGAUGACGAGGUGACACUUGUGCGUCGUAACUUACUACGGCUGAUCGGUGUGGGUGAGUUUAGCAGCGCGGCGGAAUGGCGGGAGCCUUGCGCCUCUUGUAUCCUGGGAGAGGUGAUCUGCAAAGUGUGCAACCACUGUCGUGACCUCGACCUCUGUCGUGACACUCAUCGGCAGCACGGAGACCCCCCCGUAUGCCUGUGUCCAACGUGUGGUACCGCGUAUGAGAAUCAAGAGUUAGAGUGGAGGCUGAUCGAGACAAUGAACAGGCGAGCAAUGACGUACACGUUGCAGGAUCUUGUCUGCGUCCGGUGUCGACAGGUGAAACGAGAAAACCUUUCAACAGUGUGUGACUGCGCAGGAGACUUCACUACAAUAGUGCCUAUCGUGGAAGUUAAAACGCAGCUGGCUACCUUCAAAACCAUUGCAGAGUAUUACAAAAUGCCCUUACUAUUGGAACUCAUUGAAUUUAAUUUAUGUAAUAUGUGAUAUAAUUGUUAAGUCAUAUUUUAUAAGGAGCAAUU
Pararge aegeria (speckled wood butterfly) is the source of this 6888-nucleotide messenger RNA. RefSeq names its product DNA polymerase epsilon catalytic subunit 1 (gene DNApol-epsilon255). Gene Ontology annotation, molecular function: DNA binding; single-stranded DNA 3'-5' DNA exonuclease activity; zinc ion binding. Gene Ontology annotation, cellular component: epsilon DNA polymerase complex; nucleus. The coding region runs from base 185 to 6853 and encodes 2222 amino acids. The record is from RefSeq and is a predicted model, not a curated record. NCBI's taxonomy places the organism in Eukaryota, Metazoa, Arthropoda, Insecta, Lepidoptera, Nymphalidae. The transcript is spliced from 42 exons. Gene Ontology annotation, biological process: base-excision repair, gap-filling; nucleotide-excision repair, DNA gap filling; DNA replication.